GCCGUCAAUCUGCCCAUGUGGGAGCGGUGAUUGGCCGCUGGGCCCGCCCCCCAGAAAACUCCGCCGGGCUCGCGUAAGCUGCGCGCUCGGGCUGGGAGGGGCUCGGCACCGCGUCAGGAGCCGCCACUGUCCCGGUCAGCGCGCCAGGCCGCUGUUGGUCACUCCUGCAGCCCGCCUGCUGGGCAGGGCCGGCCCGGCCCGGCCAUGGAGUCCUACGACAUCAUCGCCAACCAGCCCGUGGUCAUCGACAACGGUUCAGGGGUGAUCAAGGCUGGCUUUGCAGGAGACCAGAUUCCCAAAUACUGUUUCCCAAACUAUGUCGGGCGCCCCAAACACAUGCGGGUGAUGGCUGGAGCCCUGGAAGGGGACCUCUUCAUCGGACCAAAAGCAGAGGAGCACCGGGGGCUGCUGGCCAUCCGCUACCCCAUGGAGCACGGCGUGGUACGGGACUGGAACGACAUGGAGCGCAUCUGGCAGUACGUCUACUCCAAGGACCAGCUGCAGACCUUCUCCGAGGAGCAUCCUGUUCUUCUCACGGAAGCUCCGCUCAACCCAUGUAAGAACCGGGAGAAGGCGGCGGAGGUGUUCUUCGAGACCUUCAACGUGCCAGCCCUGUUCAUCUCCAUGCAGGCCGUGCUUAGCCUGUAUGCAACAGGACGCACGACGGGAGUCGUUCUGGACUCAGGGGAUGGGGUCACUCAUGCUGUCCCCAUCUAUGAGGGCUUUGCCAUGCCACACUCCAUCAUGCGGGUGGACAUUGCCGGCCGCGACGUCUCCCGCUACCUCCGGCUGCAGCUGCGCAAGGAAGGGGUUGACUUUCACACCUCUGCUGAGUUUGAGGUUGUCCGGACCAUCAAAGAGCGGGCCUGCUACCUGUCCAUCAGCCCGCAGAAGGAUGAGGCUCUGGAGACAGAGAAGGUGCAGUACACCUUGCCAGACGGCAGCAUCCUUGACGUGGGGCCAGCGCGCUUCCGGGCCCCCGAGCUGCUGUUCCAGCCAGACCUGAUAGGGGAUGAGAGCGAGGGGCUCCACGAGGUGCUGGCCUUCGCCAUCCACAAGUCUGACAUGGACCUUCGCCGGACGCUGUUCGCCAACAUCGUGCUCUCCGGUGGCUCCACACUUUUCAAAGGCUUUGGCGACCGAUUACUAACUGAAGUAAAGAAGCUUGCCCCCAAAGACGUCAAAAUCAAGAUCUCGGCCCCUCAGGAACGGCUGUACUCCACGUGGAUCGGUGGCUCCAUCCUGGCCUCGCUGGACACUUUUAAGAAGAUGUGGGUAUCCAAAAAGGAAUAUGAAGAGGAUGGCUCCCGGGCUAUUCAUCGUAAAACCUUCUAGUGCCCAAGGAGGAAGGUGUAGCGUUGGGAAGAUGGGAGGAAAGGGGAGCCAGAGUCCUUCACCCUUUCUGGUCCGGUUCACAUACUAGGCCUCAGGGCCCCCUGCAUGCCCUGAACCCCCGGCAAGUGGUGCAACAGUGCUUCCCUGCAGCCCUCCACACACACAUGCACGCACACACAGUAACAUUAGCUGCAUGGAUGGGAGGCUUGAGCUGGAAGAUAGGAAUUGAGGGGCCCAGCUUUGGGCGGUUCUGGGUGUCCCCCUUGUCAGAACCAAUUAGGCCUAUGACUCUCUGCUGCCCCGAGCUCCAAGGCCAGACACCCAAAUACCCCCAUUUUCUCCGACAGGGCCAGAGUGCCUGGAUGCCUGUGUAACUAGCCUUGGGGAGUGGGGUGGAGGAGGGGGUAGCCAGCAGCUCCCCGCCGGUGUGUCACUGCUUCUCAUGCCACCUCCUCUUCCUGACCCGACAGAGUAGCCCGGAGGGCCACACCUAGGCAUCCCUGACCCUUUCACACUCUGUUCUCCCAUCUUUCUGGAUGGGUUGCCUUGGUGUAGACUGAGUUCUUGUCAGUCUUCUUCCGUCCCCCAUAAGGGGUCUGGACCGGGGUCCGACCCUUUGGAGCCAGAGCAGAGGAUGCGCUGGGUUUGGGCGGCCGCAGCGUGUUGCGUUCUCCCCUUCAAAGCGCUUCAGUGACUUGCUGCUUCCUGUCCUUUACACCAGUACCUGGGACAGGAAGGGUGAAUGGUCUUCAUUUGUUGAAGGGAAGCCACUUAAUCACAAGUCAGACCUAGUGGGGGUGAGGAGGACACACUUCCUCCUCCCACCUCUCCCACAGAAGAGGUCUUCAUUUAUCUUGUGGCCAGGACCCCCAUCUCCCUCUCCCACAAAUGUACAAUAAUUUAACACAGUUGCCUGAAAAAAAUUUUUUUGUAAAUCAUUAUAGUAAUAAUUAUGGACAAGGCCCAG
This is a messenger RNA of Lipotes vexillifer (Yangtze River dolphin), 2302 nucleotides long. RefSeq names its product actin related protein 1B (gene ACTR1B). The transcript has 11 exons. NCBI's taxonomy places the organism in Eukaryota, Metazoa, Chordata, Mammalia, Artiodactyla, Lipotidae. Bases 205 to 1335 code for a protein of 376 amino acids. The record is from RefSeq and is a predicted model, not a curated record.